Molossus molossus (Pallas's mastiff bat) is the source of this 3603-nucleotide messenger RNA. RefSeq names its product myotubularin related protein 6 (gene MTMR6). The transcript has 15 exons. Lineage: Eukaryota; Metazoa; Chordata; Mammalia; Chiroptera; Molossidae. Gene Ontology annotation, molecular function: phosphatidylinositol-3,5-bisphosphate phosphatase activity. Gene Ontology annotation, biological process: dephosphorylation. The record is from RefSeq and is a predicted model, not a curated record. Gene Ontology annotation, cellular component: nuclear envelope. Bases 104 to 2083 code for a protein of 659 amino acids.
CUAGCAGAACUAGUUCCUGCUGGGUCUGGGUCGCCAUCACCGCACAGGUUCUGUCGCCCCAUGACACGCCUGUGAGGCAGCCCGCCGCCGACGUCUCCUCGGGAUGGAGCACAUCCGUACGACCAAGGUUGAGCAAGUGAAAUUACUUGACCGAUUCAGUACCAACAACAAGUCAUUAACAGGAACACUGUAUCUUACAGCCACACAUCUUUUAUUUAUAGACUCUCAUCAGAAAGAAACCUGGAUAUUGCAUCACCAUAUUGCCUCCGUGGAGAAACUGGCCUUGACGACUUCUGGAUGCCCACUUGUGAUUCAGUGCAAGAACUUCAGGAUUGUGCAUUUCAUAGUUCCCAGAGAAAGAGAUUGCCAUGAUAUUUACAACUCUUUACUACAACUGUCAAAACAAGCAAAAUAUGAAGAUCUCUAUGCAUUCUCUUACAAUCCCAAACAAAAUGAUUCGGAACGACUGCGCGGUUGGCAGCUUAUUGAUCUUGCUGAGGAAUAUAAGAGGAUGGGCGUGCCAAAUUCAAACUGGCAGUUGUCUGAUGCCAACCGAGAAUACAAGAUUUGUGAAACUUACCCGAGAGAACUUUAUGUUCCCCGAAUAGCAAGCAAACCAAUAAUUGUUGGUAGUUCUAAGUUUCGGAGCAAGGGAAGAUUUCCAGUUCUUUCCUACUAUCAUCACAAUAAGGAGGCUGCCAUUUGCCGAUGUAGCCAACCACUGUCAGGAUUCAGUGCCAGGUGCCUGGAAGAUGAACAUUUGCUUCAAGCCAUUAGUAAAGCCAAUCCAGCCAAUCACUAUAUGUAUGUCGUGGAUACCAGGCCCAAACAUCGUGUGCAGAACUGGUGGGCUACACAAAAGGACAUUGGCAGAAUUAUAGUGAGGAUUUCUUCAAAAAUCUGGAAUGAUGAAAAAAUAAGAGAAAGCGAUGAGAAAAAGCGACUGAAUGCUAUGGCCAACAGAGCAGCUGGAAAAGGUUACGAAAAUGAAGACAACUAUUCUAAUAUUAGAUUUCAAUUUGUUGGAAUUGAAAAUAUUCAUGUCAUGCGGUCCAGCCUUCAGAAGUUAUUGGAAGUUAAUGGUACCAAAGGGCUUUCCGUCAGUGAUUUCUACUCUGGUUUGGAGAGCUCAGGAUGGCUUCGCCAUAUCAAAGCUGUCAUGGAUGCUGCAAUCUUCUUGGCUAAAGCAAUAAUGAUUGAAAAUGCAAGUGUGUUGGUACAUUGUUCUGAUGGCUGGGAUAGGACUUCCCAGGUUUGUUCCCUUGGCUCUCUUUUAUUGGAUUCCUACUACAGGACAAUCAAAGGAUUCAUGGUUUUAAUAGAAAAGGAUUGGAUCUCCUUUGGACAUAAAUUUUCAGAGAGGUGUGGCCAUUUGGAUGGUGACCCAAAGGAAGUCUCACCGGUGUUUACUCAGUUCUUGGAAUGUGUAUGGCAUUUGACCGAACAGUUUCCACAAGACUUUGAAUUCAAUGAAGCGUUUCUUCUUCAGAUCCAUGAACAUAUUCAUUCAUGCCAAUUUGGAAACUUCCUUGGAAAUUGUCAGAAGGAAAGAGAAGAACUCAAGUUAAAGGAGAAGACUUACUCCCUCUGGCCGUUUCUUCUGGAUGACCAAACGAAGUACUUAAAUCCACUCUACAGUUCCAAAUCUCAGAAAUUUGCUGUUUUGGAGCCUAAUACAGUAUCUUUUAAUUUUAAGUUUUGGAGAAACAUGUACCACCAAUUUGAUCGAACAUUGCAUCCCAGGGAGUCGGUGUGUAACAUAAUUAUGAAUAUGAAUGAACAAAAUAAACAGUUAGAGAAAGACAUUAAAGACUUAGAAGCUAAAAUUAAUAAACGCAAAAAUGAACAAAUAGAUGGCGUUCUCACCAAGGAAUUAUUACAUCCAGUUCAUCCUGAGUCACCUAUCCUCAAAACCUCCCUAUGUUUUAAGGAGCAAAGUCUGCUACCUGUGACUGAUACUCUUCGAACUAUAGAGGGCAGCAACCCUACAGAUAAUCGGUACAGUGAAUAUGCUGAGGAAUUUUCCAAAUCCGAACCUGCUGUGGUCAGCUUGGAGUAUGGUGUGGCAAGAAUGACUUGUUAGACUCCUAGGGUGUUUUCUGGACUGGCUGUAGAAGUGCAUUAUUGUGAGGAUGAUGUGUGUGUGACCCAGAGGAAUUUGUCUAAUAAUGAUCUUAGAGUUUAAUAGAAGGUUAAUAGUUGAAGGAAGGAAAAUAACUGCUCUUGUGAGAGAAGUCAGUGUAACUGCAUUUCUAACAAGGAAUGACUUUCAGUUCUUUAAGAAACAAGUGAUAUUGACAGAUGUGUUCAAAACACAAUUUGUACUGCAUACUAGCAAAAUGACAUUUCUGUAUGAUUUAUAUGUUAAUUACAGCCAAACAUGAAUAGCCUUACUUAAGUAUAAUUUAAUUGCCAUUAAACAAAACUUGACAGACAGUCCCUUAAUACAUGACAUAGCAUGUUCUUUCGAUUAUAUAACUAUGAAACUAUGAAUAUUUACAUGUUUUAUGUAUAGUGAUGUUUAACAUUGAAGUGCCAUGAAAAGUAUUUCUAAGAAAGCCUUAAAAUCUCAGUUUAUUCUUUACUCUGAGGUUUUAUAGCCUAGAGCAGAAAUUUUUGUUUGGUUUUCUGUCAGCCUUGUUUUAUCUGUGAAGAGUGUGCGCAUUGCUGCAGGCCUGGCAUGCUCCAGUACUCCUGCAGCACACCUGCACAGGUCACCGUGAAGAGUGUGCGCAUUGCUGCAGGCCUGGCAUGCUCUAGUACUCCUGCAGCACACCUGCACAGGUCACCGUGAAGAGUGUACGUGUUGCUGCAGGCCUGGCAUGCUCCAGUACUCCUGCAGCACACCUGCAUAGGUGCACUGUUAAGUUCAUGUUCAGCUCGUCCCGCCUCCAAGGUCAAGAUGAAUGAAACCACAGUUUUUAUUCUGAUUACAAUUUUGCUUAGUACUACAUUUGAUGACUUAUUAUUUACAACAUAGGUUAUUGAUUUUUUGAAUAUGUAUUAAGCACAUUUGACUGUCUUUCCUGUAUGGAUUAAUGCAUUCUAUUGAUUCUUAUUUUGUGGUUGGCUUUAUUCCUUUGAUAACUGUAAUUUUAAAAAUAUAGUUCUAAAACUGUUCUUAGAGCAGAAUAAUACAUAUAUAUUUUUAAGUGUUUUAUCUCUCAGUGAGUUACUAUACUACUCUUCCUAGAAUAUUUUACUUUCAGUUUAUCUGCACAUUUUUGGAUAAAAACAAAAGGGAAAUACAGAUAUAUUUUGCUUGUCAUAUGAAUCUUAAAGCAGUCAUUUCUGUAUGGAAUAUUAUUUUCUGUUAAUAUGUAAGAAAAAAAGGAAAAUGAAGGAUAGCCUAAUACAAAGUUAGUAUUUAACAAAAACAUCUUCAAUGCUGGGAAGAGUUUUAUUUUGCCAAGUUAAAAAAAAAAGAGAGAGAGACCCACAAACACAUAGGGCCUGGAUGCCCGAGGUCAGGACUGUCUGAGCCAGCUGACUUUAAAAUGGAAAAUUCAAGUAGCAUGGUGGCACGAGGUACAAUUCAAGGGUACAAAGAAAUCUGCAAAGGACUCUUCAUGCUUCGCUUUAUUAUACCUGUAUCUGUUAUUA